UGUUCAAAAUGCUGAUAUGCUUGGUGUUGUUGGUGACAGCGCGACAAGUAGUGGGUUCAGGUCUGGAGACGGAAGACGCAAAUAUCACAGCGCCUAAAGAUAUGUAUGUAGUUCGAGCUACAGUGUACCAAGUCGGAAUUCUUACAAACAGCACUAACGAAACUGAAGAUUUUCACAACGGACACCAGGAAACCAUAACCUUCUACAGGCACAACGGGUCAGCGAUCGAUAUGGAUUCACUGCCUGUGCCUUUGGAGACUAAUGUGACAGCAGAGAAUAUGGUGGGAGUCGCUCCCGUGGCAGGCAACUCAACCAUACCCUGGAAACCCUGGACCGCUUUGAAACCACCAGCGAGUAUAACAGGAGACACAGAAGCACCUAAAACCAAACGCGAAGCCGCAGAAACUCCUGCGAAGAUCAUCAAAGGAUCAGCUGUCAUACCACCGGAGGCGGGAGUCCAAUCCGUAGCCCUACCACCCCUGAUAACCCUGAAUAAGAAUCUCUCCGAGAUACCUGUACCUAUACCCAACGUAUCCGUUGUCAGUUACGCCAAAGUCAACACUUUGAUUCACUCCCCUUAGAGAUCAUUACAUAUAAUAUCACGUCACAUAUUUUGAACUUUUGGAACCCCUCCUCCCCUUGUCACGAUUUUUUUAAUACCUUUACAUACUUCAUUGCCAAAUUUAGUAUGCCCCCCCCCCCUCCCCCUUAAACUGUUACGUAAUUUAUGGAAGGACCCUUAGGGCUUUCGAGUAUUACGUCAUGUAUUAGGGCUGAUAAAACCUUAUGAGUUCCACAGAGAAGGGGUGGUUUAAAAUCUGUGUGCUAGUUCCGUAAUACUUGGCCGUCUUCUUAAUUGCCUUUAUUGUUAGUAUAAUUUAUAUUGGAAAGUUGGCAGUAAACGUUCUACAUUUAAAAUUGUGCAAUGUUAGUUUAAUAUUUAUUAGCAUUUGAGUAUCUGAAGUAACUACAGAUUUACUU
Molecule: messenger RNA, 981 nt
Organism: Aricia agestis (brown argus)
Lineage: Eukaryota; Metazoa; Arthropoda; Insecta; Lepidoptera; Lycaenidae
Exons: 6
Coding region: 9-581 (190 amino acids)
Source: RefSeq, a predicted model, not a curated record